This is a messenger RNA of Tachysurus vachellii, 1793 nucleotides long. Its product is annotated as interferon-induced protein 44-like. NCBI's taxonomy places the organism in Eukaryota, Metazoa, Chordata, Actinopteri, Siluriformes, Bagridae. The record is from RefSeq and is a predicted model, not a curated record. Bases 64 to 594 code for a protein of 176 amino acids. The transcript has 4 exons.
AACAAAACUUACAAAAUCACUGACAAAGAUUCUGUCACCUUGCCGUUUGUCCUCAUUGAUGUUAUGGGUUUGGAAAACCAAGAUGAAGAUGGAAUUCAUCCUGAUGACAUCAUUAAUGUGCUGCAUGGCCGUGUCAAAGAAGGCUAUAAAUUUAAUCCUGCUUCUCCGCUGACUGAUGCUGAUCCAAACUACAUACAUGAACCCAGUCUGAAUGACAAAGUUCACUGUUUGGUGAGUGUAGUGAAUGCAAAGAGCAUCUCCUUAAUGGAUAAGGAGAUGAUUCAGAAGAUGCAAACUGUCAGAAAAUCUGCCCUCAGAUUGGGCAUCCCUCAUGUGGUUCUGAUGACAAAAAUUGAUGCUGCUGUCUGCCCACUGGUUACACAGGAUCUAGCUGAGGUUUACAAAAGCAGGAAAAUCAAAGAAAAGAUGCAGUUAUGUAGCCACCGAGUUGGUCCAGCACUGAAAUACAUCUUCCCAGUGAGCAACUAUUAUGAGGAGACUGAAAUGGAUGACAAAAAAGAUGUCCUUAUUCUGUCUGCCUUAAAGGCAAUUGCAGGAUUUGUUAAUGAUUACUUUGAAGAGGGUAACAUCUGAGUAUCUGCUAAAAAGUCCAUUUGGAAAAAAGAAUUGGGAUUUAGGUCUUUAUUAUCAUCAAAUCUUUAUGUAGCUCAUAUAUUAAUCAUGAUUAACUACUUCAACUAUAACUACAAACACAAAGUCAUAAAAUUGUAAUUUGUGACUGGGAUUACUAGUGUAGACUAAUUAAGAGCAUAUUUAAUUGGCUUUUAUUAAAUUUAAGUCUCGCAUCUGCUUAUGCUACAGCUCACUGUUAUUUUGAAUGUUAUUCAUACAUUCAGUGUUUCAGUAUUUGAGAAAAAUGAUAUCUUCUAUUACAUCCUGCUUGAUAACCACUUUUUGUGGACAUUUAAAAAAAACAAUAAUAAUAAUGACUUUAUCAGUGAUGUCAUAUUUAACCAUGAUUAACAAUUUUUUAUCUACUUUUUUCUCUAUAAUAUUUUGUUUAUUUUUUGUAAUGGGGUUUAAAUCUGUGGUUUUUUUCUUAUUCAUUAUUAUAGCAUCACCAAAAUAUGAACAAUUGUGCCAUUAAUGUGUCAUUAAUGUAAACAAACAAAACAGUAGAAAUGUUAUAAAUAAUAAUUAGAGUGAAGACCUGCCAACUCCUGUUUGGUACCUGAUGUCUCCAGCUCCUUCAGCAGUUCAUUUCUACUUGUCUUGAGGUCUAUUGAAAAAGGCCCUGGCUCUCAGAGUAGUAAGGUCUUUUACACAGACAAAGGCAUCACAUCAAUUAAGUCAAUCUGACUGUUUAAACCUGGUGCAUAUUAACAUCUAUUAUUAUUCCCUGGCGUUAGAUUUAAAUACAACUAAUCUUAUUAACAGCUGACAAUUUGUAUAAACUUAAUUAGCUAUCUCUGCUAGCUUGCUAGCUAUGAUUCUGACAGAAUCUGAGGCACUGAGGCACUGAGGUAGUGACCGAGCCGGAUUUAUCUAUUAACAUGUAUUCUAUCUUUAUAUUAUUCUUUAUAAUAACCUUUUGUUCUAUGGUUAUGUUCUGUUCAGCUGCUUUGAGAUGAUGUCAAUUGUAAAAAGCGCUGUACAAAUAAAUUUGAAUUGAAUAGAACAUCUGAUAGAGUGAAAUGGAGCUUAUAAUUGAUUACUUUAAAAGUACUACUGUUGUGAACACAUUCUUUUGCAACUGCAAGAAAGCACAUUUAACAAAAAGGACUGAACUUAAAUAGAACUGAAUAAAAUAAAAGAAUUUUUUCAUGUGAAAA